Messenger RNA from Hyaloscypha bicolor E, 920 nucleotides. RefSeq lists its product as uncharacterized. The transcript is spliced from 5 exons. The record is from RefSeq and is a predicted model, not a curated record. The coding region runs from base 84 to 806 and encodes 240 amino acids. NCBI's taxonomy places the organism in Eukaryota, Fungi, Ascomycota, Leotiomycetes, Helotiales, Hyaloscyphaceae.
AGCCAUCUUUUUCAUGACCUCUUCUCGCCUCAAUUGAGACUAAAUUGUAUUUCUGGACUUAAUUGUUCAGAUUUCGACAAGCAAUGGCAUUCUCAAGAGCUGCAGCUCUGCGCUUCUGCUUGCGAAGUGCAAGACCUUCAAUUGCUCAACCUCAAUUGGUCCGCCAGGUUGCUCGUCGAGGCUAUGCUAGUGGUGGACAUGGACAUGCCAAGUCAGGAGGGGAUGCGCUCUGGGCCGCCGGCGCUGUGGGUGUAACCGUCCCGACAUGUUGGUACCUCCUGUCGAAUGCUCCUGACACUUCCCAUGGUCACGGCGAUCAUGGAGACUCCCAUGGAGCGGCUCAUGGCGAAAAGCAUGAGGAGGAGCCCAAGGGGGAGGAAGGCGAGAAGUCCGAAGACGCCGAAGGAAAGGAAGAGGAAAGCGAGAAGUCUGCAGAUUCCGAUAGCGAGGAUGAGAAGAAAGACACCGACACUCCAGAUACUUCGGAUGACGAAGGAGGCGACGAUGACAAGAACACCAAGACUACCAUUCCCGAUGCAAAGGGAGGAAUUAAGAAGAGAAGCGAGAGCAAAAAUGCCAUAAAGGCGGGAGAGAACGGUGAUGAGGCUGCUACUUCGAAGCCUGCUGGAGGCAAGAACACGCAGAGUGGCAAGCAGGAGGGUCUCUCGAACACUGAUACGAAACACUCUACUGAUAUCACCAAUGACCCAACCACAAGCAAGAAGGGUGAAGGAACUCCCGAGACUGGGAAAGCAAAAGGAACAGUCAACCCCAAGCGACCACAGCCUGAGGAUAAGAAGAAGUGAUUCCAGUGGUGUUUACUAUCACUCAAUUGAGAUGCAAAACGUUGGUCCUGAAGACUUCGUGCUCAAGAGCCAUUUCAUUACUGUAAAAUAAUGUGCAAAUGCAUAAAAUCAAUU